CUGGGAUCCGAGCUGGACAAGAUCUUGGAUGAGCAUUACAAUGUGAAAUUCUGUGUUGAUGCCAGCCAGCCAGAUGUAGGAAAUUGGCUAAAGUAUAUCAAAUUUGCUGGAUGCUACUAUCAGCCUAAUCUUGUUGCAUGUCAGAUCAGUGAUCAGAUAUACUACAGAGUAGUAAGAAACAUUGAAGCUGGAGAAGAACUCCUUCUGUUCAUGAAGACCGACAAUUAUUUACAUGAAGAGAUGGCUCCUGACAUUCAUGAGGAGCGUCAGUAUAGGUGUGAAGAUUGUGACCAGCUGUUUGAGUCCAAAGCAGAACUGGUAGACCAUCAGAAAUUCCCCUGCAGCACUCACCACUCAGCAUUUUCAAUGGUGGAUGAAGAAUUUCAGCCAAAACUUGACAAGGAGAAUGAUCUCCAUGAUAUGCAUGACAUCCAGGAAUGCAAAGAGUGCGACCAAGUAUUCUCUGAUGUGCAAAGCUUGGAAAAGCACAUGCUGUCCCACACAGAAGAACGGGAAUAUAAGUGUGAUCAAUGUUCCAAGGCCUUUAACUGGAAAUCAAACUUGAUACGUCACCAGAUGUCCCAUGAUAGCGGGAAGCACUACGAAUGUGAAAACUGCGCCAAGCAGGUUUUCACAGACCCCAGCAACCUCCAGAGGCACAUUCGUUCGCAGCAUGUUGGGGCUCGUGCGCAUGCUUGUCCAGAGUGCGGUAAAACAUUUGCCACUUCUUCAGGCCUCAAACAGCACAAACAUAUCCACAGCAGUGUCAAGCCUUUUAUAUGUGAGGUCUGCCAUAAAUCCUAUACUCAGUUUUCAAACCUUUGCCGUCAUAAGCGUAUGCAUGCUGAUUGCAGAACCCAAAUCAAGUGCAAAGACUGUGGACAAAUGUUCAGCACUACGUCUUCCUUAAAUAAGCACAGGAGAUUUUGUGAGGGCAAGAACCAUUUUGCUGCAGGAGGAUUUUUUGGCCAAGGCAUAUCACUUCCUGGAACCCCAGCUAUGGAUAAAACGUCCAUGGUUAAUAUGACUCAUGCAAAUCCAGGCCUUUCUGACUAUUUUGGCGCCAAUAGACAUCCUGCUGGUCUUACCUUUCCAACAGCUCCUGGAUUUUCUUUUAGCUUCCCUGGCCUGUUUCCUUCAGGCUUGUAUCACAGGCCACCUUUGAUACCUGCUAGUUCUCCCGUUAAAGGACUUCCAAGCACAGAUCAAACAAUCAAAAAUCAAAGUCCCCUCAUGACACAUCCUCAGACAUUGCCAGCUACCCAGGAGAUUCUGAAGGCACUAAAUAAGCACCCAUCUAACCUAAGUGAAAAUAAGCCACUGGAGCUUCAACCAGAGAGGUCCUCCGAAGAGAGGCCACAUGAAAAGAUCAGUGACCAGUCAGAGAGUAGUGACCUUGAUGAUGUCAGUACCCCCAGUGGGAGUGACCUGGAGACCACCUCUGGCUCUGAUCUCGAAAGUGACCUUGAAAGCGAUAAAGAGAAAUGUAAAGAAAAUGGUAAAGUGUUCAAAGACAAAGUAAACUCUCUGCAGAAUUUGGCUUCCGUAAAUAAUAAGAAAGAAUACAGCAAUCAUUCCACCUUCUCACCAUCUUUAGAGGAACAAACUGCGGUGUCAGGAGCUGUGAAUGAUUCUAUAAAAGCCAUUGCUUCUAUUGCUGAAAAAUACUUUGGUUCGACAGGACUUGUGGGGCUGCAGGACAAAAAAGUCGGAGCCUUACCUUACCCUUCCAUGUUUCCCCUCCCAUUUUUUCCAGCAUUCUCUCAGUCAAUGUAUCCAUUUCCUGAUAGAGACUUGAGAUCGUUACCUUUGAAAAUGGAACCUCAAUCUCCAGGAGAAGGGAAGAAGACUUUAAAGGGAAACUCCGAAUCUCCCUUUGACCUUACUACUAAACGUAAGGAGGAGAAACCACUUACUCCUGUAACUUCAAAAACAUCAGUUCCAUCAGUGGCCAGCCAGGACCAACCUCUAGACUUGAGCAUGGGCACCAGAAGUCGAGCCACUGGCACAAAACAGACUGAGCCUCGGAAGAACCACAUCUUUGGGGGAAAGAAGGGAGAUCAGGAUCUCGAAUCAAGGAAAUCCUCUGAUAUUUCCUUACAACAUGCAAGACCCACACCUUUCUUUAUGGAUCCCAUUUACAGAAAUGUCAACCUUCACUGCAAUCAAAGGCGUUUCACCCAAGAACUCAAAACACAUUGUACCAUAGCAACCCAACGUGGAACCCAAGGAGUAGAGAAAAGAAAGUUAACUGAUCCACUUGAAGCUUUAAAGGAAAAGUAUUUGAGACCAUCUCCAGGGUUUUUAUUUCAUCCACAAUUCCAAAUGCCUGAUCAAAGAACCUGGAUGUCCGCCAUAGAAAACAUGGCCGAAAAGCUGGAAAGCUUCAGCAGCCUGAAACCAGAUGCAGGUGACCUCAUUCAGUCUGUUCCUUCCAUGUUCAACUUCAGAGCCCCUCCCAAUACCUUGCCUGAGAAUCUUCUGCGCAAGGGGAAGGAACGUUACACCUGCAGAUACUGUGGCAAGAUUUUUCCAAGAUCUGCAAAUCUAACUCGUCAUCUGAGGACACACACUGGAGAACAGCCAUACAGAUGCAAAUACUGUGACAGGUCUUUCAGCAUAUCAUCUAAUCUGCAAAGGCAUGUUCGGAAUAUCCACAACAAGGAGAAACCCUUUAAAUGUCAUUUAUGUGAUAGGUGCUUUGGCCAACAAACCAACUUAGACAGACAUCUCAAAAAACAUGAAAAUGGCAAUAUGUCUGGUACUGCUACAUCUUCACCUCACUCUGAACUUGAAAGCACAGGGGCUAUCUUAGAUGAUAAAGAAGACUCAUACUUUACAGAAAUUCGGAAUUUCAUUGGGAAUAGCAAUCACAAUAAUUCUGAGGAAAGAAUGAAUGGAAGUCACUUUAAGGAUGAAAAGACCCCAGUAGUAAGCCAGAAUUCAGACCUUUUGGAAGACGAAGAAGCAGAAGAUGAAGUAAUGAUGGAUGAGGAAGAUGAAGAAAGUGAAAUAACAGGGAAAUCAGUUAAAGAACUUGCAACAAGCAGCAUAUGUGAAGAUCCCACAGAGGGUGACUUUGAAGAAGCAAAUGCAUUGGAAAUAAAUUGCAAAUCUUCUCCUGACAGGUAUAAAGAAGAUGAGUUUAAUAAAACUGGACUUUCUGCUUUGGACCAUAUAAGGCACUUCACCGAUAGUCUCAAAGUGAGGAAAUUAGAAGAAAACCAGUUCAAUGAAACCGAAUUGGCAGCAUUCACCACCUCCCAUUUGCCAGAAGACUUAAAACAGCCAUUGCAUCGCAAGUCCAAAUCCCAGGCUUACGCUAUGAUGCUUUCACUCUCCGACAAGGACUCUCUACACUCUUCGUCCAACAUGUGGCACAGUAUGGCUAGAGCUGCUGCGGAAUCUGGUGCCAUCCAAUCCAUUAGUCACGUAUGACAUUGUCAAUCGUUAACUGGAUUGGGACUAAGUCCGAACUAGCAACAAGGCUCUUUGCUAGAAGACUAAUGACUAAAAAGACUGCAGAGCAGAAUGCCUUAGAAAUCUGACAGGUCACGUUUAAAGUCAGGUGACCUUAAACUCAAUGA
Protobothrops mucrosquamatus (brown spotted pit viper) is the source of this 3587-nucleotide messenger RNA. RefSeq names its product MDS1 and EVI1 complex locus (gene MECOM). Gene Ontology annotation, molecular function: DNA-binding transcription activator activity, RNA polymerase II-specific; RNA polymerase II cis-regulatory region sequence-specific DNA binding. Bases 211 to 3438 code for a protein of 1075 amino acids. The record is from RefSeq and is a predicted model, not a curated record. Gene Ontology annotation, cellular component: nucleus. Gene Ontology annotation, biological process: regulation of transcription by RNA polymerase II. NCBI's taxonomy places the organism in Eukaryota, Metazoa, Chordata, Lepidosauria, Squamata, Viperidae. The transcript is spliced from 17 exons.